AAUUCGUUUCUUGAAGAGGGCGAGCGAUUCUAAGGAAAUUCCGUUAUCCAUUUACAUCAUCUCUCUAUAUAUUUUCUCCCGGUUCAGUCUCCUUCACAAAUUAGGGUUUUUGCGUUUCGCUGUUCUUCGAUUUGUAAUCCGGCUACACAACCAUGGUUUCUGAUUCAAUCACUACCGCUCCUAUUCCUUCAGCUGCAAACGCGAAGAAUUUGAGCAAGAAAAAAAGGACCAACAGGUCUGCUAAAUUAAAGCAAUGUAAGAUUGAUGCCCGUCGCGAGCAGUGGCUUUCUCAAGUUAUGGUCAAGACUAAGAAUUGCAAGGACCUAGGGGACGGUGGACAUGCGCCCUCCAUGCCUGUUGGGGAAGCCAGCAAACGUUCAUGGGAGAAAUUGGAGAUGAUCCCUAGAGGUGAGGAGAUUGAUGAAUCGAUCCAUCAUGAUGGCUACAUGGAAUCUCUAUCCAAUAGUCCCUCCAGUGUUGAUAGUAGCAUGUUGGGGGGUAAUGAGUCUGGAACAAAUUUCACUGGAAGCAGCAGCAGCAGUGCCGGGACCUGCUCUGGGAAUGUCACUGAAGAAGAAGGCGAUGAUGAUUGCUUGGAUGAUUGGGAGGCUGUGGCUGAUGCAUUAGCCGCCAAUGACAAGCAUCAAAAUGCAUGCUCGGAGUCACCCCCUGCUCAUGAAUCAGUUGUGCAAAUGGUUUCGCCUCGUGAAAUGACUCAUGGGUCGUAUUUAGGUGCACGGAAUUCUAAAACCGAGAGUGAUAGACUAGUUCCGUUGGCCUCUGGCAAUAGCCGAGCUUGGAGGCCUGAUGAUGCUUUUCGUCCUCAGAGUCUUCCUAAUCUUUCUAAGCAGUAUAGUUUGCCAAAUCCGGACUCUCGUGGAGGAGGGAUCCCAUCGGCUCACCCUGCUGCACCAUCGCCUUGUCCAAUAUGCUGUGAGGAUCUUGACUUGACAGAUUCGUCUUUUUUACCUUGCUUGUGUGGAUUUCGGCUUUGCCUCUUCUGUCACAAGAGGAUUCUUGAGCAGGAUGGUCGCUGUCCUGGGUGCAGGAAGCCUUAUGAUUGCAAAUCUGUUGAGCCAGAGGCAAGCGUCCAUGGAGGCAACCUGACUCUUCGUUUGGAGCGCUCACGUAGCAUGAUUUAUAGGACAUAAAGGAGUCUCAACUUGGUGCAUCCUUGCUUCUGUAUUCCUAGGUCUAAUUUUCGUAGGUCUAGCUGUUGUAGGUAUGGAUUUUGUGCCCGAGGGAAUCAACCUGUUUCUCAAGGCGAGUUUGGUUGUUAUCUUGUGGUGCAUUUGUUGAUGUAGAAUGCUCAGGGUGAUAUGUGAAUAGAUGAAAUGGUAUAGAAAUUUAAUAAUUGAAAAUUAUUGUGCAUGUUGUUUA
Molecule: messenger RNA, 1380 nt
Organism: Prosopis cineraria
Lineage: Eukaryota; Viridiplantae; Streptophyta; Magnoliopsida; Fabales; Fabaceae
Exons: 3
Coding region: 153-1151 (332 amino acids)
Biological process (GO): protein ubiquitination
Cellular component (GO): CCR4-NOT complex
Molecular function (GO): ubiquitin-protein transferase activity
Source: RefSeq, a predicted model, not a curated record